This is a messenger RNA of Conger conger (European conger), 1491 nucleotides long. RefSeq names its product fibrous sheath-interacting protein 2-like. The coding region runs from base 232 to 1491 and encodes 419 amino acids. The transcript has 9 exons. The record is from RefSeq and is a predicted model, not a curated record. NCBI's taxonomy places the organism in Eukaryota, Metazoa, Chordata, Actinopteri, Anguilliformes, Congridae.
CAUUCACCAUUAACUCCAAACGCAAUUCUUUUACCCCCUCACAUUUUAUCACAGUUUAUCAAAUUAUUGCAUGCGAGUAUGGAACACUCAAAAAGCAGCGUCACAAUCUAAACGAACGCUCCGACUGCAGUGACGUGAACGGGCCCGUUAUAUCAAUCAUAAGACACGGACGUAUAAAAGCUUCAGCCAAAUGCUGUCUUUGCAGUCCAUGACGACUGUCUGGGGUGCAGAAUGGAACAGGAGCUGCAACUCCCUAAGAUUAACGCCAUCAGACUGCAGGAUGGCACCUCCGCGCCUUUUCAGCUAACGAGGAGGCGAAUUUCCACGGAUAAGAUUCCCGUGCCCUCCGGAGUCCGCCUGACCCUAACUCGGGGCAUGCUUGGGGAUGGCUUGUACCAGCCAACCACCGACUUCGUGCGCACCGGCCCGCUUAUGUCUGUUCCGGAUCCCCUUUAUAACAACCUGCACGACCCUCACCUACGCCACUUCUUCACGCGGCAGGACAGACGCAACCUGCUGAAGGAUGGAGACUUCAUCACAGACGACGAUGAGGUGAUCUGUUCUCUGAAGGACUACAACUCGUAUGAGGUGUACCUGAGGAACCUCAAGAAGGUGGCGAACAAGACCUACGAUGCGACGCAGACGGCGAGGAUGAUGAAGGUGAUGGAGCUCCAGAAGAGAGGGCGCGUUCCCAGGGACGUGCGCCUGGAGGAGGUGGUGGAGUCCAUCCUGGCAGAGGACUCCAAGAACCUGCGGAAGCGCAUGCAAACCGAGGCCGUCAAGAAAAAACUGAAGGGGCAAACGGAUGUGGAAAAUGAGAGUCAACAAAACGAGGAGGCUCUGUAUACGGAGCUGGACCUCCUGUUCUGGAAGGCGGAGGACCGCGCCCGGCUCACGCUGUACGAGAAACAGUACAGGCACGAGCAGAACCGCGAGCUGUUCCUGAAAGAGGUCCAGGAACAGAAAGAUCGCCGGAAACAAGCUCUGGUGGAUCGCAAGUGCUCCAGCGAUCAGAUGAAGCUGCAGGAGAAGAUGAGAGUGACUCGAGAGGCCGAGCUGAAGACCCGCAAAGCGCUGGGGCGGGACGGGCGUUUUUGGGAGAUGGUGCUGGAGGAGCCCCGGCGCCCCCCGGCGAGCCGGCCAUGCGGGAACGUCCCCCCCCACCGGUCCGGGGCGGCGCGCGUGUACCGCGUCAACGCCUCCAACACCUUCCAGAACCUUCCCACAAUCCAGCGGAAGUUUCCGGAAAAGGCGAAGACGUCUCAGGACGGCGUGAUCGCGGAGCUCGAAGCGAAGCUCAAAGCGAAGCCCCAGGAGGAGGACCUCGCCGACCCGUCGCUAGGGGAGACCGCAGGCCUGCUGCCCCUGCGGCCGCGGCUGGGCCGCGCGGGGCUGACGGCGGACGCCUCGGGGCCGGACAGCGCCAGGAGCUCCGAGGCCCAUCGGAAACUGCCGUCGCUGGAGCUGGAGCUGGAAUGCAGCGACCAGUAG